AUGGAUGAUCAUGUGGCGGUGGAUGAAUGGACGUUAUGUGAACGAUUAGGGCCUACCAAGGCGCGGCAAGUACUUGAGCAUCAUUAUGAAACAUUCAUCACUGAAGCGGAUUUUGCACGAAUUCGACAAAUGGGGUUCAAUCAUGUCCGUAUUCCCAUAGGUCAUUGGGCCAUCCGACCAUCUAGCCAGGAACCGUUUGUACCGCAUGUGGCCUGGACUUAUCUUUUACGUGGGAUUCAAUGGGCAAGGAAGUAUGGUUUAAGAGUGAUGAUCGAACUUCAUACUGCCCCUGGGUCUCAGAAUGGUUGGAAUCAUUCUGGUCGUAGUGGCGAUAUUCGAUGGUUGAAUGGGGAUCAUGGUCAAUAUUAUGCUGAUGAAACUAAACGUGUGGUGAUGGACAUCGUAUCCUUUUUUAAUAAAGAUCCACCUGAAGUCAAGGAUGAUAAUAAAACCAUCCAUAGUCAUAAUGUAUGGUCUCAUGUUGUACCUGUAUUUGGUGUAUUGAACGAACCUGCCAUGAUGAUCAUUAAAAAAGAACCAGCCAAACAAUGGUACAAGGAUUCAUACUCUGCUAUUCGAAACAUCACUGGUCAUCAAGGUCCUAUCUUAUCUUAUCAUGAUGGUUUCUUAGGAUUGUCACCUUGGAAAGGAUUUUUCACCGAUUUUGAUCGUACUUUUUUAGAAACACAUAUGUAUUUGAUUUUUGAUCCGAAUUUGGUUUAUAUGGAAAGAGAAAAACAAGCAGCAUUCCCAUGUGAUACAUGGCGUGAACAACUUGCUGAUGCUAGUCAACAAGUGGCACCAGUGAUGGUAGGCGAAUUUUCCUUUGCAACCAAUGAUUGUGGUAAAUACCUAAAUGGGGUUGGAUUAGGUACACGAUACGAAAAUACAAUGAAUGGGAAUGAUGAUGAUAGUAGAUGUCCACAAUGUAAUUGUACUCAAGUAGAAGAUUGGCCUUCAUGGACCUCUGGUUAUAAACAUUUUUUAAAUACAUUUGUCCAACGGCAAAUGGAUGCCUAUGAAGCUGGUGUAGGAUGGUUCUUUUGGACAUAUAAAACUGAACAACAUAUCAAUCCACAUUGGGAUUAUUCUCUCGCUUGGGAAAAAGGUUGGGCACCUAAAGAUGUGAAUCAACGUGAAUUCUCUUGUAAAAAAACACAAUAG
This is a messenger RNA of Halteromyces radiatus, 1164 nucleotides long. RefSeq names its product glycoside hydrolase superfamily. The record is from RefSeq and is a predicted model, not a curated record. Gene Ontology annotation, molecular function: beta-glucosidase activity. The transcript is spliced from 2 exons. Bases 1 to 1164 code for a protein of 387 amino acids. Gene Ontology annotation, biological process: glucan catabolic process. NCBI's taxonomy places the organism in Eukaryota, Fungi, Mucoromycota, Mucoromycetes, Mucorales, Cunninghamellaceae. Gene Ontology annotation, cellular component: cell surface; extracellular region.